AUUUCAAACAAGUAAUCCGGGUACCGUUAACUGAGUGUCACUUUCAUCGUACAUCUGCCAGUGUCAGCUAUGUCCGGCAAUUUGGUUCUUAUCGUGGUGCUGUGUGCUGUUGGGUUCACUUCGUCUGGAACUGCGCAAGCAAUCUCGCAGUAUGACGUUUCACCUUCGCUAUCGGAAAGCCAAAGCAAUUGGGACGCGCUAGGGGGGCUCUACGCUCUGUUAGCGCAACACGAUGCUUUGGGCGGGCAUGCUCUUGCGCGCAAAUCCGUUAGAUCGCCAUCAAGACGCCUGCGCUUCGGCCGCCGAUCUGACCCUGACAUGCCACCUCAAGCACCAUUGGAUGAAAUGGAUGAGCUUCUUUCCCUGCGUGAAGUUCGCACCCCUGUGCGUCUACGUUUUGGCCGACGUUCUGAUGAACGUGUUGUUCCACACAUCUUUCCCCAAGAGGAGCAAGACCGCGCCGUGAGAGCACCCUCAAUGAGGCUUCGCUUCGGCCGACGAUCAGAUAACAACAUGUUUUUACUUCCAUAUGAGUCGGCCAUACCCAAGGAAGUGAAAGCAAGCAGCUCAAUUGAAGACGACAGGCAACAGAAUUAAACCGAAAGAGAAAUAACCAUAUCUCCGCUCCAAAUAAAAUUGUCAAUCUCUUAAUAUAAGAAAGUAAUGAUUUAUUGAUCUACAAUUUUAAGUGUCUCUUUAAUCAAUUUAGAUGUUAUUUCAUUAAUCUUAAGCUUUGUGUACAUAAUCGUAUAGAUAUUGUUAAUAAUGUUACUUGUAGAGCAAAUUUAUUUUAUUGCUUUUCUACGCAAUAAUACGGGUAAACAAUUUUUUUUGCUAAGUAUACAAAGACUGUCUUUUAGUUUGUAAAAAGUGACGAUUUUUACAUUUAUAGAGCUGGGCAAUGUAAAAAUUCCUCACUUCACUUUUUACCUUCUAGCUUUUUGAACUCAAAUUUUUGUAUAGUUUAGUAAG
Molecule: messenger RNA, 972 nt
Organism: Pieris brassicae (large cabbage white)
Lineage: Eukaryota; Metazoa; Arthropoda; Insecta; Lepidoptera; Pieridae
Gene: sNPF
Product: short neuropeptide F
Exons: 6
Coding region: 70-597 (175 amino acids)
Source: RefSeq, a predicted model, not a curated record